Parnassius mnemosyne (clouded apollo) is the source of this 2927-nucleotide messenger RNA. The record is from the annotation of a GenBank genome assembly. Lineage: Eukaryota; Metazoa; Arthropoda; Insecta; Lepidoptera; Papilionidae.
AGAUCGAGAUCGACCUCCGCUAACGAGCGACAAGAACCGUAACUGGCUGGCCGGCAUUUCUCACAAAUCAUUAAUUGUUGAAGUAUUGUUUUUUUUGUUGCUGGUAAGUCAUUAUAUUGUAUAGGUAACAUUAAAGUUUUAUUCAAUUGUACAAAAUUUGUUUAAAUAAGUAAUUUAUCUUUGUAAUGACUAUAAUAAUGCUUUGGUAUGUAACUCACUUUGAUUAGGUACCUAUAUUCAUUUGUAGUUCGUGGGAGAGCUCGAGUCCCUGACCUUGAGUAGUUCUACAUAUAUAGACCUCAUUCAUAAUCAAGUAGUUUAUUUUUUACCAUUAAUAUAAUUAAUUACUCUGGUACUACAAAAACAAGAAUAGUUUUUUAUUUAAAAUAAAUAUUGUAAUUUGACUAUAUUAGGUGUGUAUGUGUUGUAUGUGGCUAAAUUUUGAAGUAGCGCGGAUAACACUUGUACAGCUUAGAAUAAUUGUACAGUAGAGAAUCGGAGGUGCGAGUUAUUUGACUAAAUUUAAGUGUUGUUUAAGUAAAGAUCACUCUGGUUGGGAUUUCGUUAUCAAGAACAAGAAGCGUGCUAUCAACCGGCGCUGAGCGAGGGCCGGGGGCCGCGGAGGGGACGCGCAGGCUCCCUGCAGCGCAAUACCAUAUAUGGUUAUGAAAACUCACGAUUUGUGCGAUUGGUGGAGAGCUCGACGCGGUCGCGGGUAGGGGAGCCCGAUAACCAGCCUCAUAUAUACUCAGCUUGCCUCGAUCGCCGACAUUCCACGAAGUGUGCUCGAGUUGAGGUGUAGUGCAGCAUUACCGAGGCUGUACACUAGAGAUAUAACUUAUUUAUUUAAUAGGACUAUUUAAUUUAAAGUAAGUUGAUACUAUGAUGUGAUUUAUUUGUGAGUGAAUCUAUUUGUGGUUGUGAUUAAAGUAAUAGUGCUAUAGUGCAUGUGGGUCAGUGACACAGGGAUAGGUCGGUCGACCGCGAAUUAACGCCGACACCCCGGGAUGCCGGUUGCGGUAGGGCGUGGUCCGGAUUCAAAAGGGUUCAAUGAGUCUUAAUUGAAUCUUAUGUUUUAUUUUCAUUAGGGAAUUGGGAAAUAACAGUAUUUCGUAAUGAAAAUCUAAAAUGAUUUCUAGUUUUAAAAUUGCCAUGUCAACCACGCCACGUCCCCUCCUCGUGGCUUCUCGUUAGACCCGGCCUUAUUUGGUUUCAAUUUGCAACUUCGCCCACUGCAUAUUAUCAUACAAUGGUAUCUUGUUCGCCCACUGCAUAUAUAGAUAUUUCAAAAGGGUUUUGACUUAACUUUUAAAUUGGAUUUCAUUUAAAUAGUAAUUUUUUCAAAACGUGGCAAAUGCUUUCAUGAAAUUAAACUUAAAUGUUUUUUACAGAAGUAAUUCACAAUGUGCGACGAAGAAGUUGCCGCGCUGGUAGUGGACAAUGGAUCCGGUAUGUGCAAAGCCGGUUUUGCGGGCGACGACGCACCGCGUGCCGUAUUCCCCUCAAUUGUGGGUCGCCCUCGCCAUCAGGGUGUGAUGGUGGGUAUGGGACAGAAAGAUUCCUACGUGGGCGAUGAAGCACAGAGCAAGAGAGGUAUCCUCACCCUCAAAUACCCCAUCGAGCAUGGUAUCGUCACCAACUGGGACGACAUGGAGAAGAUCUGGCACCACACCUUCUACAAUGAACUCCGAGUCGCGCCCGAGGAACACCCCGUUCUGCUCACAGAGGCUCCCCUCAACCCCAAAGCCAACAGGUAGGUCGUGGGAGAAUUAAUGAUCCAGUGAUAAUUUUAUGAAUUCUUAAAGACAGCUGGUUAACCGCGGCCCUUUUUUUUUCAGAGAGAAGAUGACUCAGAUCAUGUUCGAGACCUUCAACACACCCGCCAUGUACGUGGCCAUCCAGGCUGUACUGUCACUGUACGCGUCCGGUCGUACCACCGGUAUCGUUCUUGACUCCGGUGACGGUGUCUCACACACAGUGCCCAUCUACGAGGGUUACGCGCUGCCCCAUGCCAUCCUCCGUCUGGACUUGGCCGGCCGUGACCUCACCGACUACCUAAUGAAGAUCCUUACAGAGCGAGGUUACUCAUUCACCACCACAGCCGAGCGGGAAAUCGUGCGUGACAUCAAGGAGAAACUGUGUUACGUCGCCCUCGACUUCGAGCAGGAGAUGGCCACCGCUGCCUCCAGCAGCUCCCUCGAGAAGUCCUAUGAACUUCCCGACGGUCAAGUCAUUACGAUUGGUAAUGAACGAUUCCGUUGCCCUGAAGCCCUAUUCCAACCCUCAUUCUUGGGUAUGGAAGCUUGCGGUAUCCACGAGACGACGUACAACUCGAUCAUGAAGUGCGACGUUGAUAUCCGUAAGGACUUGUACGCCAACACAGUAUUGUCCGGCGGUACCACCAUGUACCCCGGCAUCGCCGACCGUAUGCAGAAGGAGAUCACAGCGCUCGCUCCUUCCACAAUGAAGAUCAAAAUCAUUGCACCCCCGGAGAGGAAGUACUCCGUAUGGAUCGGAGGUUCCAUCCUCGCGUCCCUGUCGACCUUCCAACAGAUGUGGAUCUCGAAGCAGGAGUACGACGAGUCGGGCCCCUCGAUCGUGCACAGGAAGUGCUUCUAAGCGGCCGUGUGUCGCCGCCGCCCGGCCGGACCCGCGGCCGGCUGCUCAACUCAGGCUUGUAAUCUCCGUUAAUUUAAUUGUACGUAAGAUAUUAUAUGUAAUUAAAUCGUAAAUAGUGACGGCAGGACGGAGCGCGGCACCGCGGGCGCGCCUCGACCGCCGGCCUCGGUACUGCACUCGCCAAAGGAUCUUUUUGUAAUCUCAUGAAUGAUGAUUGUAUGUGCUGAAACGGAUAAGACUACUUUCUUACUAGGUCAUUUAUAAAUUAUAAAAGAUAAUGAAAAUACAUAAAAAAAUCCGUAAAAUUG